Zootermopsis nevadensis is the source of this 375-nucleotide messenger RNA. NCBI's taxonomy places the organism in Eukaryota, Metazoa, Arthropoda, Insecta, Blattodea, Termopsidae. The record is from RefSeq and is a predicted model, not a curated record.
GGUUAAUAACUAAGAAUGUGUGUCAAUAUUUUCCAGGAAGCAAUGCCAUUAAGACUGAAGGAGGUUCACAUUGUUAAUCAACCAUUCCUGUUCAACAUGGUAUGGCAAAUGUUCAAACCCUUCGUUAAGGAAAAGUUGAAGAAGAGGUUGUUCUUCCACGGAAAGAAAAUGGAGUCGCUCCAUGAACACAUUGAUCCAUCGUACCUGCCUGAAGAUUAUGGCGGUAAACUUCCCAAAAUCAAUUAUUCCAGCGUGGAAUGGUAUCCUGUUCUGAGGACAUUGGACGAUGAUUUUAAGGGUAAGAACGGAAUAGGGUUUACUUAUUUUAUUUAUUCGAUUCGCAUUAAAGAACUUUUAUAAGGUAACUACAGGAAA